UUUUCUCCAAAUCUUGAUCGAUGAGAAUCUUUUUAUUUUGCACACACCAUACUUUGCAGUAUAAAAGACACGUUGCGGCCUUUGAAGGAUUUAAAAUACUUUCAUCUUCGAUUUUAUUCAUUAAUUAUUCGGUCAUUUUUUAAUAUUUCACUAACAAGAUCAACAAACAAUUCGAAGAAAAAUGCCAGCUAAAGCUUUACUCAAUGAAUUGCAAUCAUUGCAAACAUUUCAAUAUUGGCAAGUGGAAAAUGUCUCCUGUUCGGCAUCAUCUAAAAAUGUAAAAUCAUCUAAAAAGGCGAACAAAAAGACUAAGAAUGCUGUGACAUCUUCAUUAUUAAUGAAUAACGAUAAUGAACAUCUUGUCGAUAUGAACAAAAGUGAUGACAAUGUGGUAAUCGUUCAUCAAUCUAGUCAUGAUUCAAAUUCUACUACUGAUACUGUUAAAAAACAUCCAAAUAUUGAUAAAAACAAAGUCAAUCUAAAUAACGAAGUAAUAAUUGAUGAUGAUAAAUGUAUCUGUCCCCCCUUUUAUCAUGAGCAUGAUGAUGAUGAUGAUCAUAAUUCAAUCGUAUGUGAUAUAGUGAGAAUAAGAAAGAUUAUUCAAUUAACAUUAGCUUCUACCAAUGAAAAUCGCUCAACGGGCUGUCGUGCAGGCGAUGAGCGAAUUCAACAAUUGGAAAAACGUGUUUCCGAAAUGGAAUCCACUAUCCAAAAAUUGACUUCUAUGCUUUCGCAAUUGAUGACCACUUGUGUUAGUCAACAAAAAUCAGCUAAUAAAUCAACCCCGGCUCAAUCCAAAGCAAAACCUGCACCUGCCAAUAAUGACGAUGAUGAUGAUGAUGUUGAUCUUUUUGGUUCGGACGAUGAUGAAGCUGCCGAUGAACUUCGACAAAAACGACUUGACGAAUAUGCAGCUAAGAAAGCUAAAAAGCCCGCUGCUGUAGCCAAAUCUAGUGUUGUUCUCGAUAUUAAACCAUGGGAUGAUGAAACGGACAUGAAAGAAAUGGAACGUUUAGUUCGUACCGUAAAAAUGGACGGACUUGUUUGGGGUGCCUCUAAACUUGUACCAUUGGCUUAUGGAAUCAAAAAAUUGCAAAUUGUUUGCGUAAUUGAAGAUGAAAAAGUAUCUGUGGAAGAAUUGGGUGAAAAAUUGGCCGAAUUUGAAGAUCAUGUUCAAUCGGUUGAUGUUGCUGCUUUUAACAAAAUCUAGGUUAUGUUUGUACUGAAUUAUUUGAAAUUAUUUUUUCUUAAUAAAAGCAAACAUUUUGAUUGAA
This is a messenger RNA of Dermatophagoides pteronyssinus (European house dust mite), 1274 nucleotides long. RefSeq names its product elongation factor 1-beta-like. Gene Ontology annotation, cellular component: eukaryotic translation elongation factor 1 complex; cytosol. NCBI's taxonomy places the organism in Eukaryota, Metazoa, Arthropoda, Arachnida, Sarcoptiformes, Pyroglyphidae. The record is from RefSeq and is a predicted model, not a curated record. Gene Ontology annotation, molecular function: translation elongation factor activity; guanyl-nucleotide exchange factor activity. Gene Ontology annotation, biological process: translational elongation.